ACAACAUCAUCUCUCAUCAAAACACCCAGCACAACCAUCACUCGACUCAGCCAUGUUUGAUUAGGGUUCUACUCAGCCGUCACUCGACUCAUCUCUAUUAGGGUUCGACUCAGUCCUAUUUGUGGGUUCUUCUUAUUGGGAAGAAGGAGGAGGAAAAAGGGGUUUCGAUCUGCUGAAGAUUGGGGUUCUUUGACUUGGAGAUUUGUGGGCUACUAUUUGGGGGUUUCAACUAGUCGAUAAAUUGAAGGAGGAGGAAAGGGGGGUUUCAAUCUGCUGAAGAUUAGGGUUAUUCGAUUUAGGGAUUUGGGGGCUAGUCGAUAAAUUGAGGAGGAAAAAGGGUUUUCAUGGCUACUCGAUUCGUGGUCAAAUCCAUCGAGGUUGAUAAUGGAGGAUCUCUCUGAGCUAGAGAUUAGGAAUUUCGUCAAGUCCUUCCACAAGUUCGUCGACUUGAAGAGGGAGCUCUUCCAUAGCCAUAUUGAUGAGCUCCAGAAAAUCAUCGUCAAUCAAUGUAAACUCACCGGCACCAAUCCUCUCUCGCAAGAGAUGGCAGCUGGUGCCUUUUCUAUUAAUAUUGGAUCUUGCUGAUAUCGAUGUAUUUCAAGAAACCAAAAAGGUUAUUGAAGCUUUCCAGAAUAAGGAGGUAGGCCCUACCCUAGCCUGGUGUGCCGAGAACAAGUCAAGGUUAAAGAAAUCCAAAGUAUGCAUUCUCUUUUUCUUUUGUGUACGUUGGUGGGGAGACCUUGCUAUAAUUGGGGUGGUUAGAUGAGUUUUUUUGUACAAUUAGUUGUUGUAUUGCUUGUUCUUGAAUUACAAAAUGAAUAUGCUAUAUAAGCUAAAUCUGGCAAUUCUUUCAUGGCAUCUCUCCUGCUGCUUGGCUCAUCUUAAAUUUGACUUACUAUUAUUCUCAGAUUAUGGGGUACAUGUUUUAGUUUUAGUUACACAUAUC
Messenger RNA from Rosa rugosa (rugosa rose), 946 nucleotides. RefSeq lists its product as uncharacterized. Gene Ontology annotation, cellular component: cytoplasm; nucleus; GID complex. Bases 479 to 766 code for a protein of 95 amino acids. Lineage: Eukaryota; Viridiplantae; Streptophyta; Magnoliopsida; Rosales; Rosaceae. The record is from RefSeq and is a predicted model, not a curated record. The transcript is spliced from 3 exons. Gene Ontology annotation, molecular function: ubiquitin-protein transferase activity. Gene Ontology annotation, biological process: proteasome-mediated ubiquitin-dependent protein catabolic process.